UGGUUAACACCUAAUCAUUUGAAUAUUUUAGUAUUAAUACAAGGUCUAAAUUAGUUUGGUUUAUUCGACAUUUGUAUAAAACAACAAACAUUUCCUUUCCUUUCAUUUAUAAUUUUUCUUCACUUCCUUCUUCCUCCAUUAUUUCUAUUACUGCUAAUAAUGGCUGUGAGACACUCUCCAUUUGCUGCUACUCUAAUUUGGAAAUCAUCUUCCACCAAAAGGGGAAGACCUGCGCAUAGAGUAGUGUUGGUGUGUUCAAGUGAUCAAAAUAUUUCAAUCAAAGCUACAAGUAACUCUACUGCUAUUCAAAUCAGAUCAACAUCAAGCCAAAAACUUAAGGUAUUUGAAGAUCGGUCGACAGGGAUAGUCUGUUAUAGAGAUGAGAAUGGAGACAUCACUUGUGAAGGAUAUGAUGAAGGUCCUCGUUACUGCCAGCAAUUGCCCAGAUUUUCCUCUAAGUCAAGAGAUGAAGAAAUCAUAGAACUCCUCCAAAGAUGCUGGCUUCAUAUAGCUGAUUCUGCAGAGUUCAAUUAGAUUCUCAGCACUUUCGUACUACUGACAAUAACACAAUGAAACAGUGAUAGCUCGUUUCCGCGUCCUAGCUUGCUUGUUCAGUUGUUGCUGGAGUAUGAGAUAAAGGACCUUUCUUUUCAAGGUCCUAGUGUAAAAUAGUCCAAUGUUAAAAAAGCAUUGAUAAUUAAUUUUCUCAUUGCAACC
Capsicum annuum is the source of this 717-nucleotide messenger RNA. RefSeq lists its product as uncharacterized. The record is from RefSeq and is a predicted model, not a curated record. The coding region runs from base 160 to 534 and encodes 124 amino acids. NCBI's taxonomy places the organism in Eukaryota, Viridiplantae, Streptophyta, Magnoliopsida, Solanales, Solanaceae. The transcript has 3 exons.